Messenger RNA from Plasmodium adleri (nom. inval.), 4431 nucleotides. RefSeq names its product calcium/calmodulin-dependent protein kinase, putative. The coding region runs from base 1 to 4431 and encodes 1476 amino acids. The transcript has a single exon. Gene Ontology annotation, biological process: protein phosphorylation. Gene Ontology annotation, molecular function: ATP binding; protein kinase activity. The record is from RefSeq and is a predicted model, not a curated record. NCBI's taxonomy places the organism in Eukaryota, Apicomplexa, Aconoidasida, Haemosporida, Plasmodiidae.
AUGACAAAUAGCUACGAUCAUGAUAACAACAUAUUUUUUGAAGAGAAAAAGAAGAAAAGAAAAAGAAGCCUUUCUAUAAACUCAAACUACCCAAAUAAAAUUCAUAUAUCAAGAGAAAAUAAAAAAAAAAAGACAAAAAAGAAAAUAAUAAAAUUAGAGAAUGAAAAAAUUGAAGAUUAUUUUUUAAUAAAAAAGUUUUUACCCAUAUGUGAAGAAUUUUUAUUAAAAAAUGAAGACAAUGUGUUUUUCCAUUUUUUUAAAAAAAACAAAGAAAUGCUAAUGGAAAACAUAAAAAUGGUAAAUGGAAAUAUAAAUAAAUCAAACAGAGAAGCAAAAUAUAAUAAUCAAUCGUGUAAAGAAUUACAAGACAGUUAUCAUAAAAACAAAAAUAAUCCACAUGAUGUUGGUAGUUUAUAUGAUAAUAAUUAUUCAUAUGAAUCAAUGGAAAAUAUGUUAAAGGAAAAAAAAAAAAAAAAAACGAAAAAAGAAAAAAGUAGAAAAUUUAAUUUAUAUAAAAGUUAUAUAAAAUUUACAAAAAAGAAUUUAAAAGAAAUUGAAUUACCUUUUGAUCGAGCUGUUCUAUUAAAUGUAAUUGAUAAAAAAGACAAUACAAAAAAAAUAAUAAAAAUAAUAAAUAAACAAAAAGUAUUGAAUUCAUUUGGAGAAUCAUGGCAAUAUAUGAUGGAAUAUAUUAUAUCAUUAAAUGAACAUAAAAAUUUAAUGAAAAUAUUUAAUAUAUAUGAUGAUAAUAAAAAUUUUUAUAUUGUUAUGGAGAAAUUAUAUGGAAAAGAAUUAUUUAAUUUCUUAGUUUAUAAAAAACAAGUGAAAGAAAAUAUCUGUAAAUAUAUUAUAAGUCAAAUAUUACAAGCUGUCUAUUAUUUACAUAAUCAUAAUAUUAUUCAUAGAGAUAUUAAACCAGAAAAUCUUAUGUUUAGACAUAAAAAAACAAAACAUAAAGGUUAUAUGUAUAAUUAUGAACUUGUUUUAAUUGAUUAUGAUACAUGUCAUUUUAUAAAUAAUUCAGAACAAGCAUCUACAAAUAUUUUAAUGAACACAUUGGUUUCUUCAUAUGGAAUAACAAAUCAAAAUUGUAAUACUUACAAUAAUAAUCAUAAUCAUAAUAAUAAUAAUUAUGAUUAUUAUAAUACUUGUUCACAAAAUAAAUCUUAUCAACAUAGAAAUAUAAACACCCAUAAUAAUAAUAUUCAUCAUAAUAAUAAUCAAUUAUAUUCCAACACACAUGCAGCUACAGCAAAUUGCUUGCUAAAUCAUGUGGAUAAUAACCCAGCUAGCCAAAAAAAAAAAACAACAUCUGAAAAUAACAAAGAAUUGGAAAACGAAACAAAUAAAACACCAUAUGAAAAAUAUGAAGAAAAAAAAAUAUAUCCAAAACAAAAAAAUCCAAUUACAAAUAUAUAUUUAUAUAACCAAUCAAAAGACAUAACAAAAAGAAUAUGUUCAAAAAAUCAUCAAACUAAUGAAAUAAAAAAUACAAAUAAUGAUGAUCAAACAAAUAAUCAUAGAACAAGUAGUAAUAAGAAAUAUAUAAAAUUAGUGGGAACAUAUGGAUAUAUAGCUCCUGAAAUUAUUAAAGGUUUUAAUUAUUCUAUUUUAUCAGAUAUGUGGUCUAUAGGAAUUAUAUUCUAUAUUUUAAUGACUGGUAUUACUCCUUUACCUAUGUGUUUAAUGGUUAAUUAUAAAAAUACUAAAGAUAUAUUAUUAAAGAAAGAAAAAAAAGGCAUAAAUUUUAAUCUUUUAUCAUUCCAUAAUUAUCCAAUUGCAAAAGAUUUAUGUGAACAAUUCUUGCAGUUUGAUCCAAACAAAAGAAUAUCCAGCACAGUUUCUGCAGCUAAUCAUCCAUGGUUGAAGUAUUUCCUUAUAUUAAACAAAAAUAAAAAAAAAAAAAAAAAAAAAAAGAAAAAAAAAAAUUUCAUGUGCACCACUCGUUGGAUAUAUCAACACAGUGAAGACAAACAACAAAAAAAAGAAAAGAAGAAAAAGAGGAACAAACAAAAAAAUAAAAACAAAAAAAAUAAAAAUAUGGACAAUAAGACUUAUAGUUUUUGUUAUGAUCAAAUGGUGAAAGAGGUAGACCAUGAUAAAAGUGUAGAAAAUGUUAAUAAAAUGAAUAAUUUGAAUAAAAUGAAUAAUUUGAAUAAAAUGAAUAAUUUGAAUAAUAUGAAUAAUAUUUAUAAUAUGAACAAUUCAUAUAGUUUAUAUAACGAUAAUUAUUUUAAAUCUCGUAAUACUUGGCAUCAUGAAAUUAAUAAUCAACUAAAUGUUAUAAAUAAAUAUAUAUAUCCAUUUACAUGUACUAAUAAAAAUAUGAAAGAAAAUAAUACAUACAUCAAUACUUAUAAAAAUAAUACAUAUAUCAAUACUUAUAAAAAUAAUACAAAUUUAUUCUUACAUAAUAAUAACUAUUAUUAUAAUAAAAAUGAUGAACAUAUAAUUAAUAAUAAUAAUUCUAAACAUUUAAAUAUAUUUAAUAAAGACACAUAUGCAUAUCCUUCAUUUACAAUACAAGAACAUAAUAAAAAUAAAAACAACAAUAAUAAUAAUAAUAAUAAUAAUAAUUAUAAUAAUAAUAAUAAUUAUAAUAAUAAUAAUAAGAUGGAAGAAUCUUUACAUAAUAAUAUUAUCUAUCAAAAGAAUAAACAAAAAAAUAUAUAUAAUCAAUGUAUGGAAAAUAAUUCUAUUAUUAUAGAUGAAUAUCAAAAUAAUCUACAUAAUAAUAAUAAGCCAUCAUUUAUUCAAGAACAACAUAAAAUGUAUCCAAAUAAUUCUUCACAAAAAUAUUCUUUCAAAAAUUAUGAUGUUAAUAAUAAUUCUUCCUUAAAAGAAAAAAAAGUGAACACACAAAGUUUUCUUAAUACAACAAAAGAAAGUGAGAAAAUAAACGAUGAAGCCAAACAAAAUAAUAUUAUAUCUAGACAUUUUAAUCAUACCAAAAAAGAAAAUGAAACAGAACAAUGUAUGAAUGAUAUAAACAAAAGAGAUAUAAUACAACCUUUAAAAGAUAUAAACAUAAAUGUUAUAAAUUUUUUUGAUGAAUAUCAUCCAAGCAAUGGAAACAUUUUUAUCACUACAAAACAUCUGUCAGAAAAUACAUACAGCAAUGAAAAAUUUAUUGAAUUAUUUGAAAAUUUUGUACAAAAAAAAAAAAAAAAAAUUCUUUCUUUUCAUAACAAUUUUAAUGAAUUCCCUAUCAUAAAUAAUAAUAAUAAUAAUAAUAAUAAUAACAAUAUUGAGAUAAAUCAAAAUUAUAUUCAAGGGAAUUUACAUUUACAAAAUAUAAAAAAUGAUAUACAUUUAAUUAAUAAACAAUUAGAUAUAAAAAAAAAAAAAAAUGAAUAUCAAACAAAUCAUCAAAAUUAUGUAUAUCAAAAACAAACUAAUUUAUAUAAACCCAACAUUAUAGUCAAAACUGAAAAAGAAAAUGAAAGAAGAAAUGUAAGGGGAAAUGAAAAGAAUAAUGAAAAAGAAUAUAAAAUCCAAGAAAAUUAUAUCAACAACAUUCAACAUAAUAAUGACAACAUACAAAUUUAUAAGGACAAAAAGAUCAAUUUUAUGAAUACUAAUUCAGUUAAUAUGUAUCAUGAUAAUAUGUCCAAAAAUAUGAACAUUGAUAAUUAUUCUAUGUUUAAUAUGUAUGAGAAGGAACAAAAAGAAAUCAGAGAAAAAAUAUUGAAUGAUUCAACAAAUAAACAAAGGUAUAUAAACAAUAAUGAUAGUUAUGAUUAUAACAUUUGUAAUAAUAACACAAAUAAUCAUGAAGAUGAAUAUAAUACUUAUAAAAAAUUUUCUCAUACAACUCCAAAGAAAAGAUCUCAUUCACUUAUUCAACAAAAUGUUGAUGAGCAAUAUGAAGAGACACAAAUAUAUGAUAUAACAAAUGACAUACAUGAUAAUAAUAAUAAUAAUAAGAUGAAUAAUCAGUGUGCUUCUCAAAAUAAAGAAAUAAAUUCUAUAAAAGUAUAUUCAGACAAACCUAAUAAUCAUAGUAAUAUUUAUAAAAAUAGAACACAAAAUAAAGAUUCAACUAAUACUUUUUCUACAUACACAAAUAAUUUAUCAAGCUCAUUAAAACAUAUGAAUAAUACUUUAUUAUGUAAAAAAAAGAAAAAAGAAAAAAAUAAUAUAAUAUAUGAUAAUUUAAUUACUAUUACUGUAUCAUGUGAUUCUUCUAUAUAUAAUAAAAAUCAAAAUAACACUUACUCUUCAUAUCAAAAUAAUAUUAAUAAUCCAUAUAUGAAUCAAUCAAAUUAUUAUAUAGAAAAUAAAUUUCAAAAAACACUCAAUCCUUAUGAACUUGAUCAUAUUUCAAAAAACUUACCACACUUUUAUCAAUUACCGAAUCAACUUAAUAGUUGUGAAAUAAAUAAUAACAAAAUGAAAAGAAAAAAAAAUUGUAAUUCUCAAAAUAUUUAA